GCGCUUUCGUGUAAAAAAUCAUAACUAAAAUCGACGUUUUUCUCAAUCGAUCGUGACAGUUGUCAAAAUUUUUGUGGAAAAAAUUUGUUUUUUUUUGAGUUUUUGUGAGUGAUGGGACGUCGGAGUCGCUCGAAAUCGCCCUACGGGUCUCGGCGGCGGGAUAGGGAACGGGACAGGGAUAGGGAGCGAGAGAGAGAACGCCACAGACGGAAAAGGUCGAAGGAGAGGUCCAGGGAUAGGGAAAGACGGCACGAGAGGGAACCCCGACGGAGGUACUCCCGGUCCUUGACGAGGUCCAGGUCCAGAUCCGUCGAGAAAAAAUCAAAACCGCUGCAGCCGGAAAGACCGGUUGUCACUGCCGCAGACUUGGAGGGUAAAAGUGCCGAUGAACAGGAAAUGAUGAAGUUGAUGGGUUUUUGUAGUUUUGAUACCACCAAAGGGAAGAAAGUUGAAGGUAAUGACGUGGGUGGGGUUCAUGUUAUCUUGAAACGCAAAUACAGACAGUACAUGAACCGCAAAGGGGGCUUCAACCGCCCCUUGGACUUUGUGGCAUAAAGGUUUAUUUACCUCAAUCAUCAGGAGAAAGACUAUACCUCAUGGUGUUAUGUUGUAUACAAAGUUUUGAAGUGUUGUUUCUAAGGGAAGAACUUUACGGGUUGUUCAUCGUAAUUAAGUUUCAAUUUUAUUUGUAAUAACUUUUGUAUUAAUAAACGUAACAAUUAA
Molecule: messenger RNA, 723 nt
Organism: Tribolium castaneum (red flour beetle)
Lineage: Eukaryota; Metazoa; Arthropoda; Insecta; Coleoptera; Tenebrionidae
Product: U4/U6.U5 small nuclear ribonucleoprotein 27 kDa protein
Exons: 1
Coding region: 112-555 (147 amino acids)
Biological process (GO): RNA splicing
Cellular component (GO): precatalytic spliceosome
Source: RefSeq, a predicted model, not a curated record